AUGAAUAAUAUUUCAAUUUCAAAUUUUAAAGAUUCUUCAUCAAUUAUAUCAAUAGAAUCAGGUAUACAUAAUAUCAAUAAUAUCACUUUUAGUAAUUGUAUAGCAUCAACUUUAAUUAAACUAAAUAAUAAUAAUCAAUUAAAAUUAACGAUUAAUAGUAUUUAUCUAUUACAAAAUAGUUAUUUUACUCUAUUUAAACUUCUUGGCAAUAUUGAUUAUUUUAAUAUCUCAAAUAUUUAUACUUCAAAGUUCUCAACUAUCCAAUGUGAUAUUAAUCAACUUAUAUCAAUGCCUUCAAAUGAAUUAUUGAAACCCAGUAAUAUUUUCAUUUCAAACACAAGUUUCGAAUGUUUUGGUGCAUCUAUAUUUAACAAUGCCUCAGUAGAGUUUAAUAAUGUCGAAAUUAGAACAACAUUUAGAGACUCUUUUUACCAUAGUGUAAAUGAUGGCGAAAUUAGAUUUAAAUCAAGUUUCUUUAAAGUCAGCAAUAUAGAUGCUAGCAAUGAUAUGGGUUAUUUUAUUUUUUUAAACACAUCUUCUAUUUCUUUUGACAACUGUACAUUAAAAGAUUCAUCAUCAUCAUUCUUAUUUUCCCUCAAUUCUCAAAGUAUCAUUAUUAGAAAUUCCAAUUUUUCAAAAUUUAUGUCAAACAUCCAAGAGUUCCUUAUUUUAGUUGGUUAUAAAAAUUUAGAAAUAUCAAACUCUGAAUUUGUGGAUUAUAGUGGCCAAACAUUCUUAUAUAGCAAUUCUGGAAAUAGCUCUUUAAUAUCCUCCGUAAAAUUUACUGGUUUUUUUGUUGUAAAUAGAUUCGAGUAUACACUGAAUUCAAUUUAUUCAGAUUUUGAAAUAGAGGGUUUGAUCGUUAGUAAUUGCAUUGGAGGUGAAGAGUCUUUUUUUUUAUUUAGUUUUGGAAAUUUGGUAAUGUCCAAUUCAAUUUUCACUAAUAACCACGGCUCAGGAAUUUCUUCAUAUCUUUUAAUUAAUGAAAGAGUCGAAAUGUUUUCUUUUAAGUCCAAUAAUGUUCAACUUUCAAACAAUCAAUUCAUUAAUAAUGCAUUUUCUCCAAUAGUUUUUUUUUCAGAAUCAAAUGUUAUAAUCCAAGAUACAACCUAUUUAAAUAAUGUUGGAUCUUUUAUAUACGGAGAAACAGGAUCCAAACUCAUAAUAGAUGGCCUUGCAAUUAAAAAUAAUACCUCACCAAUUAAUUUUUUAUUAGCUCUUGAAAAUGCAGCAAAUGUUGAACUAAAUAAUAUUAUUUUAGAGAAUAACUAUUUCACCACCCCAAUAAUUUGUAUUACUGGUAAUGUAUCCGACGCCAAUCUCAUCUUAAAUAAUUUCAAAUUCAUAGGUAAUAAGGUUAUUGUUUUUUAUGGGGAGAAUCAAAGUUUUAAAAAGUACUUUUAUUUUUAUCCAGACACCUCUGUUGCUCAAAUUAUGACAGCAAAUAUCAAGAUUACUAUGAAUAAUGUUUUUAUUACAAAUAAUAUUUUUUCAAGUCAAAUGUUCAAUUUUAUAACGGAUAAACUCAAUAUAACAGGUGGAUCUUUUUCAAAUAACCAAUUUAUUCACCUCAGUGGCUUUAAAUUAAUCUACCUAACUGCAAGUGGAUCAGAUAGAUUAGUAAAGUUCCAAAAUACAAUAGUUAGUAAUAACUAUGACGAAACAGAUAUAUCAGAAACUUCCCUCAUAAUUUUAAACAACUGUUAUAAGCUAGAAAUUGAUUUUAGUGAGUUUUCAAAUAAUUAUUUUCCAAAUAGCAUAGGAUCUGUAUUUGGUGUUAGAAUUCGUGGUAUUUUUGGAAAAGUUGGUUACACAUAUAAUAUCAUAAUUCAAAAUUCAAAAUUUUUCAAUAACUCUGCACUAUAUGGGGGAGUAUUUUCACUCUCUCUUCAGAUAUUUGUAGAUGGUAGAAAAUUAACAAGCGAUAUCCGUUCAAAUAAUUUUACGGACAACUAUGCUUCCUAUAAUGGUGGGGUUUUCUAUUUUCCAUUCGAACAAUUUAACACCGAUUUCAUUCUUCAAAAAAACAAUUUCAAUAAUAACUUACUUCUUUUUGGUCCUAAUAAUUUUGGUGGUGCUCCAAGUUCCAUCAAGCCAGAUUUUUUUGAAGCAAAUGGUAUCGAAUUAUUAUUAAUUCAAUUUCUAAUUUUAGAUCAAAGCAAUAAUGUAAUGAUUGGAAUUGGUGGUUUAUUUACUGCAUCAGUUUCAAAAGGUGAUCCAGAUACCAAUAUUGAUCCAGUGGUGGAAUAUAUUAAUAUUAAUAUUGUGUCUGGUCAGGGUUCCUUUUAUUAUAGUUUCAAUAGUGCAUUUGGUUCCUAUUACUCUAUUCAACUACUCAACUUUACCGAUCUUAAUUCGAUUACAAUAAAAACAACAGGUUGUGGAACCUUUAGAUAUCCUACCAGAAAUACAUCAAGUACCUUUACCAAUUGUGAUUAUUGUCCAAUGGGUUCAGUUUAUAGUGAUUUGUUUUAUAAUUCUUCAAAUCCUGGUAGAUGUAUCAAAUGCGACCCAAAUGAAAUGGUGUGUCAAAAUUCAAAUGUUUACACUUUAGAUAACUAUUAUAUGGUAUCACCUUCUAAAAUCUACUCAUGUUCAUUAGAUAUGUGCUAUAAAAAAAAUACUUGCCAAUCAAGCUCAUCAGAUAUCACACUUAAAAUAAUUUACUCAUUGAUUCAACACUAUAAAAGAUAUAUUGAAAAAGAUUCAAAAUAUAAAUCAUUCUAUAAAAUAAAUAGCAUAGAAAAAGAUAUAAAGAGAAUUUUAAUUAAAAAUCAAACAAGUAACUUAAUCAAUCAAACUAAAUCACAAUGGAUACUAUUUCAAAUACUCUAUAUACCAAUUAUGUUUAAUAUAGCAUCAGUAAUAAUUUAUAAAGAACAAUUUAAAAUUUCAAAACAAAUCGAUCUUUUAGCUUUAGACUUUUCAGUUGAAUAUCUAGGUCCAGUUUUACACAAAAUAUUAUUUACUUUAUCAAUAUUUAUAUUUAUAAUAGUAUCAAUAGUUUUAAUAAUAAUAGCUUUAAAUUCAUCCAGUUUUAUAUAUUCUAGAAUCAAAUAUAAAAAUAAUAAAAUCGGUAGAAUAUGGAUAGAAUCAAAUUUAAUAGUUCAAAAAACCUUAUCAAAAUUAAAUUACAAGAGAAAAUACAGAUGGUGGGAUCUAAUUAUAAUAAUAAGAUCCAAUAUAUUUAUAAUAUUAUCAUUAAUAACGUUAUUUGGACAUCAUUAUUAUAUGAAUAUUGUAUUAUGGAUUCAAACUAUUUAUUCAACACUAUUCUUUAUAAUACAUCCAAUUAAAACCACCAAAUCAUUAUCAAGCGAAUCAAGAAUUAUAAAUCAAAUUAAUCUAUUCCAAAUAUUACUCUACACAAUAGCGCAGUCAGCACUGUUUAAAUCUAUAAAACCACAACAUAAAGUUAUGCGUUCAAUUGAUAAUUUUCUCAAUGACCACCCAGAUUUCAGUAUUAAAACGAUGUAUUAA
Messenger RNA from Dictyostelium purpureum, 3480 nucleotides. RefSeq lists its product as uncharacterized. The record is from RefSeq and is a predicted model, not a curated record. NCBI's taxonomy places the organism in Eukaryota, Evosea, Eumycetozoa, Dictyosteliales, Dictyosteliaceae. Bases 1 to 3480 code for a protein of 1159 amino acids. The transcript is spliced from 4 exons.